Penicillium diatomitis is the source of this 2151-nucleotide messenger RNA. RefSeq lists its product as uncharacterized. Gene Ontology annotation, biological process: mRNA splicing, via spliceosome. Bases 1 to 2151 code for a protein of 716 amino acids. Lineage: Eukaryota; Fungi; Ascomycota; Eurotiomycetes; Eurotiales; Aspergillaceae. The transcript has a single exon. Gene Ontology annotation, molecular function: RNA binding. Gene Ontology annotation, cellular component: precatalytic spliceosome. The record is from RefSeq and is a predicted model, not a curated record.
AUGGAUGGACCGCCGCCCCCACCGCCGCCUCAUGGCGAGAAUCCUCAUACCACGGAGGGGGAAUACCGCAAAGCUUCCGAUCUACCACCGGGAAACUACGACAUCUUCAUCGUGCCGCCGCACUCUGCGGGUGCUGGUUUCGUCUAUCUCCCGUCCUUACAAUGCAAUCGAAACAGCUUCCUUGCGGGCGUGGCCAGCACCCUCGCAGUGGUAUAUGUUUGGUCAAUGGUGGCACCAACACUGAAGACGUGGUGGGUCGCGACAGUGUCCAGUCAGAGCAACAAAGGCGUGGUGGUGGUUGCACUCGUGAUCGCGGUCGCUGGCUGGGCCUUUGGAAUGUCACAGUCAGGAUACUUCAAGGGAAGCUCUGAGGGUCCUGACGGGAAGAGACCGCCCGGCGGCGGUUUCGGUGGUUUCGGUUCCUUUGGAGGCUCCAGCGGCCAGAGCUCUCAAGGUCGUUCAUCGGGCCCCGGGCAUGGCAACGGCCAUCAGAACCACGAGCGCGGUGGAAGCACCGGCUCAAAUCAUCAACAAAGGCAACAUGGUGGAAACUACGGUGGUGGAUCAAAUCAUGGUCAACAGUAUGCUGGCAACCAACGUGCCGGCGGCGCACCAGAGGCGGACACAGCACCACCACCGCCUCCUCCUCCUCCCAAGCCCGAGCCAUCGAAUCAUGGCCCGAACGGAGAUGAGUGGGAGAAGGCGCGAGAAGAAACCAGGCGCAAGGAGGAACUCCGUCGCAAGAUGGAGGAGUUCAAACGCAAACGAGAGGCUGAAGCAAAGGAGAAAGAGAGGAAACGAGAACGAGAGGCAAUGGAAAAGGAGUUGAGAGAGCGACGCGAACAGCUCGAGCGCGAAAUGGCCGCCGCUCGAGAGAAGGCGGAGAGAGAAGCACGCGAGAAGGCCGAGAUGGAAGCCAAAUUGGCGCGCGAGAAAGCCGAAAAAGAAGCCAAGGAGAUGCGCGAAAAGGCAGAAAAAGAGGCAAAGGAGGCACGUUUGCGUGCAGCAAGAGAAUUGUCUGAGGCCCGCGCCAAAGCAGCAAAAGCAGCCGCGGAGGCCAAGGCCGAAGCUGAGCGCCUCGAGGCUGAAGCCAAAGCUGAAAAGGCACGCCGUGAAGCCGAAGCUGCAAAACUUGAGGCAGAGGCCAAGGAGAAAGCUGCGAAAGAAGCGGCCGAGAAGGCUGCCGCAGAGAAGGCUGCCGCACAAAAGGAAGCCAUGGCCAAGUUUGCUGCGCUCAAAGAAGCAGCAGCAAAAAGAUACGCCGAGAAGAAAGCCCAAGAAAGCCAGAAGGAGACACCAACCGCGUCCAAAGCCGGAAGCACCAAAAGUGCACAAACCGCACCCCGGACACCGUCGCCGAAGAAACCACCGUUCCCAAUAGCCAAGACAACGUUGGACGACGACGCCUAUUCGUUUCGGCCGUAUGAUCGCCCACGGCGACCAUACGGACAAGCCUCUGGGUCAUCCGCUUAUUCCGAGUCUUCUUAUGCACCGUCGCAAUCUACAGCACGGACUACACCUCCUCCAUCACACCGGGUCUCAUACUCCACAAAAGACCCCGACAAGAUCGUCAUUCUUGGUGUUUAUCAAUUCACCAAUGCGUUCAUGAAAACACCAGUUGCGCAGCUGGUUUCCGGCCAGGGGAUGGUCACCGAUGGACUCGUAUUGCGAAUCACCACCGAAGGUCUUUUUGUGGAUGAUGACCUUCGGGGGGUCGGACAGCGAGAAUGGGAUGUCAAGGCAUGGACUCUGAAAUUGACUGAGGUGUGGUGCCCUCAAAUGGCAACUUCUUCAAGUCCCAAGCAGCCGGCAUCUACCAAUCCUUUCUAUUUCCGCCGCUCAACCCACUCCGUACCCACGAGCGAAGAAUCCGAUGCUUUCAUUACCAACCUACUCAAAGUCUGCAAGAACACCUGUCGCCUAGCGGCCCCCGCUGCAGGGGCUGUCUCUCGCGGUCUCCACGUUCUGCGCGCUAGCCUACGUGACCAAGAAGGCAAGAGAUACGUCUUUGUCCUCCAAGACACCGAGGCAUGGAAAGUUGCUAUUGGUCUCGAACGCCUGCGUGGCGGUGCACUUGUUCGAGCUUUGGGAGCUACUGCCAUGGCGGCUUCAGAUUGCAAGACCAUACUAAACAAUCUGGGCUUCACUUGA